AUUCGCAGAUCAGUAUAGUUCAACAGUUUAGAAAAUUUGAUUCCAUUUAAAAUGGAAAAUAAAACGCAAAUUUUAAAUCCAAAUGAAAAUAUCAUAAUACCAUCAUGGAUUAGUGUCGAUUAUUUUAAAAAUAUUUUAACCCAAGAUGAACCAGAAUGUGUAGCGGUAAAAGAGUUCACACCUACAGCUGCUAUACCGCCAGGAGAGAAUUUUACCUCGGUUAUGUUGCGCAUGGAUUUAGAAAUGAAAGAUGGAAGUUACAAACGUAAAACGUAUGUUUUAAAAACCAUGUUAGACGAUGAUAAAGGUGGUGAAGUUAUCAAUAAAUUAGCCUUAUUUCCCAAAGAAAUGGAAAUGUAUCAUAAAUAUUUACCGGCAUUUGAACAACUUUAUACAGCUAUAGGUUGGCAUAUACAAUUUGCUCCGAAAUGUUUAUUUACCGAAAAAAAGAAUGGACGUAUUAAUUUUGUUUUUGAGGAUUUAAGUGAGAAGAACUAUAAAAAUUUAGAUCGUUUACAAGGUUGUGAUAUGCAGCAUAUGAAGCAAAUACUUAGAAGAUUAGCUGAAUUUCAUGCAGCCAGUGCAGUUUAUGAGGAACAAAAUGGUGAUUAUCCAAAAGAUUUUCAGAUUGGUUUUGUAGAUCCUGAGUUUGGAGCAGAAUUUCAAAAAAAUGUAUUCCUUACUAAAGUGGGAGCUUACAAGAAAGCCAUGCUGCAAUGGGGUCUAGAAGAUGUGCAUAAAUAUUUAGAGAAUUUUCCCACUUUCGAUCAAUAUUGGAAAUGCUGUCUAAGCACUUUACAACAAAAAACCAACAAAUUUAAUGUCCUAACUCAUGGUGAUUUUUGGUCUAGUAAUAUUAUGUUUUCAUAUUUACCUAAUGGGCUGUUAAAUGAUUUAAUAUUUUUGGAUUUUCAAAUCUGUAAAUGGGGUAGUCCGGCUGAAGAUCUUUUAUUUUUCAUAACAAUUUCCUCUGCCAAAGAUAUAAGAAUCAAAGAAUUUGAUCAUUUUAUUUCUAUUUAUCAUGAACGUUUAGUGGAAUGUUUAAAAGCUUUAAGUUUCAAAAAGUCUCUACCCAAAUUAAGGGAUUUACAAAUGGAUAUGUUUGAUCAAAGGAAUUCGUUUUAUGCAUUUUUCGCCUGCUUUAAUCACUUGGCUGCUGUCAUGCUGCCCAGUGAUAAAGAUGCCAGUAUUCAUACAUUUUCUCGUCCGGAUGAUAUCGGUGAACAAUUUCGCAUGAAAGCUUUUACAAAUCCCCGCUAUGUGGAUGCAAUGAAAGAUAUAUUUCCUUUCUUUUAUAGAAGAGGGGUCUUUAAUUUUACGGACUAUGAUGAAAAAUUAAUUAUUAUUUAUAUACCGAUUAGUCGUUUAGCCAAAUUUUGUAGAAAUAUCAUAUAAUAGAGUAAUUUAUGGUCCCAAAUGAUUUUUAUAUAUUCAAAAAACUGAAUUAUAUUCAAACAGUUUGAUACUGAACAAUACUGUGAACGAAAAGUUAAUUAUAUCAAUUAAUAUAAAAGCUUUUUUAUUUGAAAUGUUAAUCUAA
Lucilia sericata (common green bottle fly) is the source of this 1540-nucleotide messenger RNA. RefSeq lists its product as uncharacterized. NCBI's taxonomy places the organism in Eukaryota, Metazoa, Arthropoda, Insecta, Diptera, Calliphoridae. The record is from RefSeq and is a predicted model, not a curated record.